AUGUUACUCUUCAUAAACUUGUUAGUCUUCAUAGUUCUCACUGCCUAUGUUCGAUACUGGCUUACAGAUGGUGCACGAUUGAUUUUUUCGUCAGCCACCUGUCCGGACGAGUUACAGCGAGCGACCGAAAGUAUCGUCGAUGAAGAGCAUUUGUACUGUAUUAGAACCGAUAAUUUACACUGCCUUAUGCCACAUGUUAAGCAUACAUUCAUCCGGAUAAGGGAAAUGGACAAACUGGAAAAACUGAAGGAAUUGCUGCAAAAAGGACUGAAUUUCGCAAGUGGCCAAACAUUGAUUUUUUGCAAGGAUUUAAGCAACGUGAAACUGGUGUCGACGGCGCUUCGCGAGAAUGGUAUUGAGCAUGCUGUUUGUGGUGGUGGCCGCCAAAUUAGGCAUCUAAUCGAAGAAUUGCGCGAUGGCAAGAUUCGAAUAAUUGUAGCAACCGAUGUAGCUAGCAGGGGAUUGGAUUUGGCACACCUCAGACACAUUGUCAAUUACGAUUUCCCGCGACAAAUAUCAGAUUACGUACAUCGCUGUGGCAGAAUAGGACGUGUUGGAAGUAUUCACAAAUCGUUGGUAACAUCAUUUGUGCGACGUGCAUGGGAAGUGAAACAUGUGAACACUAUUGAGGUUGGUCAUCUCUGUGCUUUUCUGAGGCUUUUACUGCUGGGUCUUUGCACAUGCUCCUCAUUUACUUCUGCAGUUUUCCAAAUCGUAGUGAAAAUGGGAUUGGAUUUGGCACACCUCAGACACAUUGUCAAUUACGAUUUCCCGCGACAAAUAUCAGAUUACGUACAUCGCUGUGGCAGAAUAGGACGUGUUGGAAGUAUUCACAAAUCGUUGGUAACAUCAUUUGUGCGACGUGCAUGGGAAGUGAAACAUGUGAACACUAUUGAGCUAGCCGCACGACUUGGGCGUCCUCUUGAAGAUGUCGAAAUGAAUAAUUCAGCAAGGCUACGAGGAAUGCAAAAAAUUUUGGUUCAGUGA
Messenger RNA from Gongylonema pulchrum, 987 nucleotides. The record is from the annotation of a GenBank genome assembly. NCBI's taxonomy places the organism in Eukaryota, Metazoa, Nematoda, Chromadorea, Rhabditida, Gongylonematidae.